Molecule: messenger RNA, 941 nt
Organism: Zingiber officinale
Lineage: Eukaryota; Viridiplantae; Streptophyta; Magnoliopsida; Zingiberales; Zingiberaceae
Exons: 2
Coding region: 21-740 (239 amino acids)
Source: RefSeq, a predicted model, not a curated record
CGUGCUGUGGGAUUUCUACUAUGUCGAAGCAGAGAAGUGGAGGCCGAGGCGCGAUGAGGGGCGACCGGAGAUCCUCGGCCGAUGCCUCGGAGGCGGUUCUGUGGCGAGAGGAAGAGGACGACGGCGGCGGAGUUGUGGAGGCGAAUGGGGAAGAGGCCGGGUGGAAGUGCUGGCGGCACCUGUCGCAGCCUCGCUACGGCGUCUGCCCCGCUUGCCUCCGCGACCGCCUCCUCCUUCUCUGCCCUGAUUGCGCCCGCACCCGCCCCUGCAUUUGCGGUAGCUUCGCAUCCUCCUCCUCCUCCUCUUCUUCUUUUUCUUCCCGUUCCUCCGCCGAGCCCAUCAGAUCCGGUUCUCGGAGAGGCGACGGCGCGGAGAUCGGCGCGGUCGGGCCCGUCGUGCGUCUCAUCGAGCGCGAGCCGGCCUUCCAGCGGUCGCGAUCGGUCGGGUUCCAGCUUCUCAGGUCGAAGUCGACGGCCGCCGCCGGAGCCGACGUGGAGCCUUCGCCUUCGAGGUCGCGAGGGCCCAAGAUUUGGGCGCCGUUUUGGAGGCGAAACCAGCCGAUGGAGGACACAAAACAACCCAAUCUCUACAGAUCGAGGUCAGUGGCCGCCGGGCACUUGCCUGACGCCGGCGCCGGAGCGGAAACGGAGGGAAUAAGGAAGCGGUUGCGGUGGCACUUCCCGAGCCCUAUCAAGGCGUUGCGGAGCAGGAUAGCGACGGCGAAGGCGGCGGUGCGGUAGCCCUCCCCGUGUCCCGCGGGUGACCGCACCGAAUCUUCGAGAUAUUUUUUAUUCUUCUUCGAUAACGCAGGAAUGCACAUUGUUCAUUGAUGGCAUGGGGCAGAGCUGAAGCCUGAACAGUGAGUAGGUAGGCACUGCCAUCAGAGGGGACACAUCCUUUGAGAGAGUGGACUCAUAAACUACCCUUUUGUUCCAGUUCAU